Messenger RNA from Manihot esculenta (cassava), 1216 nucleotides. Its product is annotated as heat stress transcription factor B-4d. Gene Ontology annotation, molecular function: RNA polymerase II cis-regulatory region sequence-specific DNA binding; DNA-binding transcription factor activity. The record is from RefSeq and is a predicted model, not a curated record. The transcript has 2 exons. Gene Ontology annotation, biological process: regulation of transcription by RNA polymerase II. Gene Ontology annotation, cellular component: nucleus. Lineage: Eukaryota; Viridiplantae; Streptophyta; Magnoliopsida; Malpighiales; Euphorbiaceae. The coding region runs from base 209 to 1033 and encodes 274 amino acids.
CUGCUUCAUAAAGCUGGAAAAUUAUAAUGAGGAGAGAGAGAAGAAUUUGCUUUAAACAGAGAGAAGACUAGCUAAGGCCAGUGGAUGUUUCAGUCCAAGUUGUUUUCUGGGUAUUCUUAUAUAAUUAGUACUGAACACAGAAGUUUCAUUUUAUUACAGUGAUAUUCCUCCAUUAGAAGAGAUUGAAGCUCUGGGUGAUUAAUGGUAAAUGGCUUUUACAGUGGAGAGAUGUGAUGAAGAGAUGGUUUUCUGUGUAGAGUCACAGAAGGCAGUUCCUGCACCUUUCUUAACUAAGACAUAUCAGCUUGUUGAUGAUCCUCUCACUGAUCAUAUAGUCUCUUGGGGGGAUGAUCAAACUUCCUUUAUUGUGUGGAGACCUCCUGAGUUUGCUAGAGAUCUUCUUCCUAACUACUUUAAGCACAACAACUUCUCAAGCUUUGUUAGGCAGCUCAACACCUAUGGGUUUAAAAAAGUAGUAGCAGAUAGAUGGGAGUUUGCAAAUGAGUACUUUAGAAAAGGAGCAAAGAAUUUGUUAUCUGAGAUCCACAGGAGAAAAACACCACUGAACCAGCAGCCACCAGUGAUACUUCCUCAUCAAAUUCUCCAACAAGAAGAAACUUUUGGCUGGAUUGAUCCUCCAAUAUUUCCAUUAUCUCCAAAACCCACAACAGAUCUCCUAACAGCUCUCUCUGAAGAUAAUCAGAGACUUAGAAGGAAAAACUACAUGCUUUUAUCAGAACUCUCUCACAUGAAGAGCUUAUACAAUGACAUCAUCUACUUCAUCCAGAGCCAUGUAAAGCCUCCACAAGCACUCCCUCAUGAGCAAAAGGGUUACAGUUCUUCAACAUUUCCUAAGAUUGUAGAAUUGGGUCCUUCAUGUCAAGAUCAAUUAAGCCCUAGAGAUUUUGGUUUGGGUAAGUCUUCAGUGAGUUUAAGUGAAGAAGCAAAUGGAUCAGUGAAGCUUUUUGGAGUUGCUCUUAGUGGGAAGAAGAGGCUACACACAGAAGUGAUUGAUCAACAAGCAUUGUACUAGUGCAUGGUGGGAUCUUCUUUUGAUUAAUAUUUAGCUUUUUUGAGAAAAUCAGUUUGGCUCCAAGUUGUUUUGGGCAAGAUUUUAUCUCACAGGAUGAGCUUUGUAGAUAAGUGGCUCAUGUUCUUUUGGAGUCGGUAAAAAAAAAUGUUGGAUCUCUCCAUUGAUAAUCUAGCUAGAUUUUUC